AUCGCCGCUUCCUUACAUUGCUGUGGAGUGCGCCUGUGUGGCCAGCGCUUGGUGUGCACCAACCCUGGGAGUGACCAAUGCCAUGUCCCUGGAGGUGUUCAAGGCCAGGUUGGAUGGGGCCCUGGGCAGACUGGUCUGGUAUUAAAUGUGGAGGUUGGUGGCCUAUGUGUGGCAGGGGGUUGGAGAUUCGUGAUCCUUGAGGUCCCUUCCAAUCCUGGCUGUUCUGUGAUUUGCGCUUUGUUUUGGUGACUGCUGUUCAGGAAGCUGGUUUGUGGUGCUGUGCUGCUUCUUGUUCGGUAUUUCAGCUGUUCUUUGAGUUGGUACUGCUGUACGCUUUCAGAAGUUACUGCUGAAUGAGGCAGCGGCAUGCUAGCCCUUGGCAACAAGCUCACUCAAAGAGAUUUGGAUCGAUGGCAAGUUGACUGUGAGUCAGUAGUGUGCCCAGGCUGCCUGCAAGGCCAACCGUAGUCUGGGGUGCAUCAACCACGAUGCUGCUGCUAGCCAAUCAAGGGAAGUGAUUGUCCUGCAUUGGUGUGGCUUUACCUUGAGUAGCAUAUGUAGUUUUGGGCACCACAGUUCAAAGGACAUAAAACUAUUAGAGAGCCUCUGAAGAAGAGCUACAAAGAUGGUGAGUGUUCUAGAGAAGAAAAUAUAUGAGAAGUCUCAUGGUUUGUUCUUCCUGGAGAAGGGAAAACUGAGAGAAGACCCCAUUGCGGCUGAUGGCUUCCUCACAAGGGGCAGGCACUGAUCUCUUCUCUGCUGCCUGUGAUAGGAUCUGAGGGAAUGGCAUUGAGCUGCAAGAGGAUAGAGUCGGGCUGGACACUGUGGAAAAGGUUCUUCACUAAUAGGGUAGUUGGGCACUGAAACAGUUUCCUCAAGGUGGUGGUCAUGGCACCAACGUUGCUGUUGUUAUUCAAGUGUCUGGACAGUGCUCUCAGACAUAUGGUCUGGUUUUUAGGUGAUCCUGUUUGAAGCCAGGAGUUGGACUUGAUGAUUUUUAUGGGUCCCUUCCAGUGUGGGUAUUCUGAUACUGUAUUUCUCUCCCUCUGCCAGGAUGGCAAUGGGACUGUAGCUGGAAGGAGCUGGCAGGGGCUGCGCAGCUCACAUGCCCUCAGGGGCUGCAGCCUCUUUGCCAGCGCUAUCCUUGUGGCCUCCUCCAGACCUGGGGCAUAGCUCUUCCUGCAAGGCACCUACCAGGAAAUCUGCUUUCUGCAUCCUAUGGUGGAGCAGAGCUUGGCUGUGUACCUCUUUUACCUGCACUGGCUUUUUGCCUGCACCAUCCUCCCAGGGCUGUGCAGGUGGCAGUAGGAGCACUGCUGGCGCUGUGCAGGCAGCAAGGCUUUUCCUGGUCUCACAGGUCUCAGCUAGGUGCUGUGCUCCUGCACAGUGACUCUGUGUCCAUGUAAGUGCUUUAGGGCACAGCCCUCUGUCAGAGAAAGAUAAAAUGAUAGCUUCUUGCAUUAAUGUUGAAAAUGAGAGAUUUGUGGGAUGCCUGUUCUUCCUCGGAUUAGGAAGUUAGAUUAACUGCAGCAAGGCUUCUGGUCAGGUUUAUUUUGUAGCGCUUCUGUAAAUUCAGUAUCUGUUAACAGGAAAGUGUUGUGUACUUGCCUUGAACAAGUUAGUUCCCACUGUUGUAUGGCUGUUGUUUGUCACUGGGAGAGCAAAAAAAAAAUAGUAGAGACUUGCGUUAAGUUUCAAGCUCUCCAUGCGGAGGCAAUGCUGUAUCUUCUACUUGUUUUGUUCUUCUUUUUUCAUAAAUUUUUAAAUAACUAAGGUGUUUAAUAUCUUGUAUCUUACCAUUAAAAACAAAUAAAGAAAUCCUUGGCAGCUCAUUCAGUGCCACUGCAUGGAAAUGUGCCAUAUGAGAGGAGACUGUGCGAAGUGGCAGAAAUGGGUGUAAUGCUUCCUCUGCUUGCAAAAAUAUUAUGGCCUUCCAUUAUUUAUCUAGCAGAAUGGGGGCAAUAGAAGGCUUUUUCUUUUUUUAAAGCACCAGGGCUUUAAAUGGAAGUAAGGCUUUUUAAUGGAAGUAAUACUUAGUGGGGGUUAUUAAACACAAAGAUUUUAUGUUUGGCACAGGAAAGCAAAUAUGAGCUGUAAAUUUCUUGGUAUGUUCAGCUAGUCUUUUGCAUUUCUUUGUGCUUGCCCUGUGUUUUUGUCUUAAUUACAUGCUUGAACUUGGGAGUUCUAGCUUCUGACUAAUGGGCCCAGCUGGAGGAGAUGGACCUUUUGUCGUACUCAGUGAUCCUCCUCAGAUCCUUAAGCCCACAGUUGGAUGUGGAUGUAGGUGGGCUAUGUGGCUGUGACUUGGCUCAGAACUUCCUUUGGGUAGCCUGUGUUUUUGGAAGCUCUUGUGUAAGAGAGCAGAAGGAAGCAUUUUUCCUUGUUCUUUUUCUGGCAUGUAUUGUAAGCGAUUGGUUGCUAUGAGAGUGGUCAUGCUAACUAAGUGUCUGAUUCUAUUUGAACCUAGACAUGCAAAUUGUUUAUUUUGUUGCCUCUCUCAUCCAUGGAUUUUAGCUAAGUAAUGACCUAGGAAGAGGUUGUGUAUGUGUUUUUCUCUUUAAAGCAGUGCUUGAAUUUUUAUUUUCAUAUAAGAAUAAAAACUCUAUCUCUGAAAUGCCUUUGGAGCUACCACUAAACUAUAACAAAUAUCCCAACUUCUAUUUUAGUUGGAAGCUGACAUCAUUUGGCAGAUGCUACACAAUGAUUGUGUCAGGUUCUUCAAAUUUCCAUUCUAAUAAACGGAGUACUGUUAGCAGUAAUUGGGAAAUGUAACAAGACCUGAAUACUCUGUUCUGGGCUUUUUGUUUUGGUGCCAGCUCACUUAGGGUGCUGUGGUGCAAAUCUGUGUCAUGGUUCUAUGUUUUUUUUGUUUUUGCUGUGUCCGUGCUGUGGCCCUAGGGCCAGUACGGGUGGGACAGGGUAUAAAGAACAUCCUCUAUACUGCUGCUGGAGAGAACGGUCCCACUUGGAGUUUGUGGCAAAGAGCCUCAGGAGAGACCCGAGGCCGACCCCUGGGAUUCUGGAGUCGAGCCUACAGGGGGUCGGAAGAGGGCUACACUCCAACUGAGAAGGAGAUCUUAGCUGCUUAUGAGGGGGUUCGGGCUGCUUCUGAAGUAGUCGGUACUGACACACAGCUCCUUCUGGCACCUCGACUGCCAGUGCUGAACUGGAUGUUUAAAGGAAAGGUUCCCUCCACCCAUCAUGCAACUGAUGCCACUUGGAGCAAGUGGAUUGCACUGAUUACACAACGAGCAUGGAUGGGGAACCUCAGCCGUCCAGGAAUCCUAGAGGUCAUCAUGGACUGGCCUGAAGAUGGAUCGUGUCGUAUUGUGGGAAAGCAUCACAGAUGGAAAUCUGCUGUGUGGAGCCCCACACGACAAGUUGCAGAGGCCACUGAAGGGAAAGGAGAAUCAAGCCAAUUUGCAGAGGUAAAGGCUGUCCAACUGGCCUUGGAUGUCGCUGAGCGGGAGAGGUGGCCAAUGCUCUAUCUCUACACUGACUCAUGGAUGGUAGCAAAUGCAUUAUGGGGGUGGUUACAGCAGUGGGAGCAAAAUAACUGGCAAAGAAGGGGUAAACCUAUUUGGGCUGCUGAACUGUGGAAAGACGUUGCUGCCCCAACAAAGAAUAUGGUUGUGAAGGUGCGCCAUGUAGAUGCUCAUGUGCCCAAGAGUCGGGCUACUGAAGAACAGCAAAACAACCAUCAGGUAGACCGAGCUGCCAGAAUUGAGGUGGCUCAAAUAGACCUGGACUGGCAGAACAAAGGUGAAUUAUUUUUAGCUUGAUGGGCCCAUGAGACCUCAGGUCAUCAAGGGAGAGACGCAACAUACAAAUGGGCUAGAGACCGAGGGGUGCACUUAACUAUGGAUGCCAUUGCACAGGUUAUUCAUAACUGAAACAUGUGCCAUCAUCACACAAGCCAAGAGGAUGAAACCUCUGUGGGGGGAAGUGCGAUGGCAAAAGUACAAAUAUGGGGAGGCAUGGCAGGUUAAUUAUAUCACCUUGCCACGAUCUCGCAAUGGUAAGCAUUAUGUGCUUACUAUGGUGGAGGAAACCACUGGGUGGCUAGAAACAUAUGCAGUACCCCAUGCUACCGCCCGAAACACCAUACUGGGUCUCGAGAAAUAAGUCCUGUGGCGACAUGGCACCCCAGAAAGGAUUGAGUCAGAUAAUGGGACUCAUUUCAAAAAUUCUCUUGUAAAUACUUGGGCCAAAGAUCAUGGCAUCGAGUGGAUUUACCAUAUUCCCUAUCAUGCUCCAGCCUCUGGUAAAAUUGAAUGAUACAAUGGAUUGUUAAAAACGAUGCUAAAAGCAGUGGGUGGCGGAACAUUUAAGCACUGGGAGAAGCAUUUGGCAGAAGCCACCUGGUUAGUCAAUACCAGAGGAUCUAUCAGUCGUGAUGGUCCUAAUCAAUCCAGUUCCCUACAUACCGUAGAGGGAGAUAAAGUCCCCGUUGUACAUGUAAAGAACAUGUUAGGAAAGGCGGUUUGGGUUCUUCCAGCUUCUGGAAAAGGGCAAACCUCUCCUUGGUACAGUUUUUGCCCAGGGACCAGGAUCCACUUGGUGGGUAAUGCAGAAGAAUGGGGAUGUUCAAUGUGUACCACAAGGAAACUUGAUGCCGGGGGAGUGCAGUUACUAAUUCUAUGUAUAUGCAUAUAACCAUGUGUGUGUAAUGCAUUUUAAUCAUUUUUUUUUUUGUUUUGUUUGUAUAUAUGUAUGUAUAUAUUAAGCAUGAUGUAACGAUGUAGAAUAAGGGGUGGAAUGUCAUGGUUCUAUGUUUUUUUUUUUGUUUUGUUUUG
Lagopus muta (rock ptarmigan) is the source of this 4796-nucleotide messenger RNA. RefSeq lists its product as uncharacterized. Bases 2850 to 3782 code for a protein of 310 amino acids. The transcript is spliced from 2 exons. The record is from RefSeq and is a predicted model, not a curated record. Lineage: Eukaryota; Metazoa; Chordata; Aves; Galliformes; Phasianidae. Gene Ontology annotation, molecular function: RNA-DNA hybrid ribonuclease activity; nucleic acid binding.